AUGUUGAAUCUUCAGUCCACCAGCCCGACAGGAUUCAACCGGACGCGUCGCGUGCAGAAGUUCCAGCACACUGCAGAGCUGAACGGCAUCGCAUCAUCCCCAGAGCCUGGCGUCUUUUCCUCCGCCUGCAGCGAUCGCUCGAUCUGUCUUUGGCGCUAUGGCUCCGAGGCGCCGGUUGGUCAACUGCAUGGCCACACAGGACAAAUCUACUCGGUUGACUAUUGCCCGGCCGGGUCUACAUUGCUGUCAGCAUCUGGGGAUGCGACCGCACGCCUGUGGGACAUCGCCUCUGAGCAGGAGAUACUGUGUCUGCGAGGACACAUGCGGGAUGUGAACUCAGCCGCCGUGUCUCCGGAUGGGCGCGUUUUGGCAACGGGAUCUGACGAUUACAGCUUCGCGCUGUGGGACCGUGCGUCUGGUAAGAUCACCCAGCACUGGGAUGGGCGACGGGGAGACGGCCAUUCAGGCAGAGUUUAUUCGGUGGCCUUCUCGCCUGAUGGCUAUCACCUAGCUACUGGUGCGGUUGACAAGAGGGCCAAAGUUUGGGACACUCGCACUGGAACCUGUCUCCGCUGCUACAGCGGGCACUCCGACCUUGUUAAUGCAGUUGCAUUCUCUCCCGACGGAAAGUUCUUGGCGUCAGCUUCGGAUGACUUCACGUCGCACGUUUGGAUGCUCGAUGCGUUGCAGGGGUGCUUGGCUGUCUACCAACAUGAAUCUGAGGUGGUGUCGCUAGCUUUUUCGGGAAGUGGCCAUACCCUGGCAACAGGAACCCACUGCGGCGAUAUCUGCCUUUGGGAUUUGACCUCACACCAACAGACAGGAUGCUUAGGCGUUCGCCAGGAUUUGGAGAAGCCCACCAGAUACGACAGGGUCACAGCCCUUUGUUUUCCACCCACAUAG
Symbiodinium natans is the source of this 903-nucleotide messenger RNA. The record is from the annotation of a GenBank genome assembly. NCBI's taxonomy places the organism in Eukaryota, Dinophyceae, Suessiales, Symbiodiniaceae.